GAAUAGUAGGUACGUAGCCGUACAGCCAUUAUAACUAUUUCAAAGCUAAAGCUGAAACGUGACUGAUCAUUGAAAUAUCGGAUUAUUGAAGCUCUGGUUGUUCGAUAUGAAUAGGACAAUAAAAUUACAUCGAAUACAAAUGGAAAGCCAUAACUCGCCAGAGAUGUUUCAAUGUUUCUUACUAUAACGGUCAGCUUUCGUCUUAAUAAUUUUUUUGGCUGCAAGCCUUGUUUUAAAAAAAAGAUAAAAAGUCAAUGAUCUAUUUUUUAAUUGUUAUGGCAACACCACUUUUAAACUGUCAUCUCCAGAAUUGUGGUCUUUUUUGCUCCGUCAAUGUUAUUUUCGAAAAUAAACAAUUUACUAUGAAAUUGGAAUAAUAAAGCCAUAAAACGAGGUUAUAAAUAUAGAAUUUGUUGCGGUUUGCAAUAAAAUGGCUUUUAAGUACUUCUUGUGUGUUCUUUUGACUUACAACAUGUUGUUGUCGUGCGCCUCGGCGGCGGUGCAUGGGCACGGCGUGGACAACUUGGAGCGGGAGACGGACGGCAGCUUCCGCGCGCGAGACUACGAGCACUACGGCGACUCCGGCCACAACUCCGAGUUCGACCACGAAGCGAUACUAGGGAGCGUGCGGGAGGCCGAGGAGUUUGACAAGCUCAGCCCGGAGGAGUCCAAGCGGCGGCUGGCUCUGCUGCUGCCGAAGAUGGACCUCAACGGAGACCAGCAAGUGGACCGGAAAGAACUUAAGAACUGGAUAUUGAAAUCUUUUAUCAACUUGUCUCGUGAGGAAGCGCAGGAGCGUCUUCAAGAAGCAGACGAGGACCGUGACGGAGCAGUAACCUGGCUGGAGUACUUGCACGACACCUUUGGAGUUGAUUCUGAAGAUGAUGUGGGUCCUGACGACACUGGGGACUCAGGAAUGCUACUGCAAGAAGAGAAGGCGAUGUGGGCGAUAGCUGACGCCAACAGCGACGGGAAACUUGAAAUUCACGAGUUCCAGGUGUUUACGAACCCUGAGGAGCACGAGGAGAUGCACCAGAUCCUCAUCAACCAGACCCUGAGGGAGAAGGAUACUAACAAGGACGGACGCAUUGACUUCAACGAGUAUGUUGGGGAGAGAGGUAAGCACCAAGACAAGGGCUGGUUAAUAUCUGAGAAGGACAAAUUCGACAACGAUUUAGAUCUGAACAAGGACGGAGUUAUCGACAUGGCUGAGAUACACACGUGGAUUAUACCUAACAAUGAUGAAAUAGCAGACGAAGAAGUGGACCAUCUCUUCGCUUCAGCAGACGACGACCACGACGACCUGCUAUCAUUCGAGGAGAUACUCCGUCACCACGACGUGUUCGUCGGCAGCGAGGCCACGGACUACGGCGGCGAUCUCAUGGGAGAACACUUUGAUGAUGAGCUCUGAACCAUCUGUUUUGUGGCUCUUCGCGUUGCUAUUAGAAUACGUUGAGGGUGAGUGUGUCUUAAAGUGGGGGUACUUUGGCUUUUUUGUCGACUUAAGUUUGCGAGUAUUUUAGGUAAAAAGUUCAAGUGGAUCCAAGUUGAUUUGAAGUAGCAAAAAUUUUGUUUAAAAUACUCAAAAUAUCUAAAAAACAAAACACUGUCGACAUCGUCACCUCUCGAGCCUUUUUCCCAAUUAUGAUAGGGUCGGCUUCCAGUCGAACCAUUCGGUUACAUCUGUAGCUGAUGAGAUGUAGCGACAAUAAUAGUUAUGUUGUAGUUGUCUUAUAUACGUAUUUAUAGACUUUAUAGCAAGUUUGCUUUAAGCUUAGCUUUAAAUAAAAAAGUCAAAGUACGCUCAGCUUUUGACACCAUCUUUCAAGUUAAGUUCAUACUCAGAACAUGAAAUUAGCGGUACCUUUAUGUUAAAUGUUAACAACUCACUUGAAUAAAGCAAUACUACAGUAUGAACUGUUAUAUCAACGUAUAGACGCGAAGAUUUUCAAUUCAAAGAGCGGAUUUAAACGCACAAUAUACUUAAAUAAAUAAGUUAUAAGACUUCCGCCGUUCAAGAGAAUGGAAUAACACGCCAUUAAGUUUGGCGCGAACUAUACCUUGUAACUAUUGUAUAGUACACUAGAAACAUUUGUACCAAAAUAUAGGUAUAGGCAUUCGCCAAUCAGAACUAAGUUAUAUCACGUGAUCUUUGUAAAGAACCAAUGGCAGUCCUUUAUUUCCUAUUUAAACUGUACGUGCUAUAUAAGUAUAGUUUCUAUAUUUAUGUUCUGUGAGCCCGAGUUUUAAUUAGAAAUAUUGAUAAUAAAUUAAGUUGUCAAGUCCUAAUCGGCAGAUUUUUUUACUAAAAUUGUAUUUUAACUCAAUAUUUUCUGUAAUGCUUGAUGAACUCAUUUUAUGUAUUUAUGAAUAAAUUAUUGCCAUUUAUCGACAAAAU
This is a messenger RNA of Helicoverpa zea (corn earworm), 2398 nucleotides long. Its product is annotated as reticulocalbin-2. Gene Ontology annotation, molecular function: calcium ion binding. The transcript is spliced from 7 exons. Bases 431 to 1411 code for a protein of 326 amino acids. Lineage: Eukaryota; Metazoa; Arthropoda; Insecta; Lepidoptera; Noctuidae. Gene Ontology annotation, cellular component: endoplasmic reticulum. The record is from RefSeq and is a predicted model, not a curated record.